Vigna angularis (adzuki bean) is the source of this 1248-nucleotide messenger RNA. RefSeq lists its product as uncharacterized. The record is from RefSeq and is a predicted model, not a curated record. NCBI's taxonomy places the organism in Eukaryota, Viridiplantae, Streptophyta, Magnoliopsida, Fabales, Fabaceae. The transcript is spliced from 8 exons. Gene Ontology annotation, molecular function: pyridoxal phosphate binding; molybdenum ion binding; catalytic activity. Bases 144 to 1091 code for a protein of 315 amino acids.
UCAGAUUAGUCUAGUUCUGCAAGGAAAACGUGGGUGGGUGGGUGUGUGUGCUAGAAAUGUCUCAUGCGUUGUUGUUAUGUCCGGUGAGAGUUGUAUAAAGGUAGUUCCUUUGUGAUGGUGACACUGUGAGAGCAUCAGGGAAAAUGGAGUCUGAAUUGUUGGCACCAACAAUUCCAGCAGCCAAAGUUUCAAGCCUCUUCAUAUACCCAAUCAAGUCAUGCCGUGGAAUUUCUGUUUCCCAUGCUCCCCUUACUCCCACUGGACUUAGAUGGGAUCGGCAAUGGGUGGUGGUGAAUUCCAAAGGGAGGGCAUGCACCCAAAGAGUUGAUCCAAAGCUUGCUUUGGUUGAGGUUCAACUGCCGCCAGAUGCACUUGCUGAGGACUAUCAACCUACGAACAAUUCCUACAUGGUGUUGAAAGCUCCUGGGAUGGAAUCUCUCAAAAUUUGUUUGAGUAAACAGCAUGAAGUAACAGAAGCUAUCACAGUCUGGGAAUGGACUGGAUCUGCCUGGGAUGAAGGAAUAGAAGCCUCACGGUGGUUUUCAGAUUAUUUAGGAAAACCCUGUCAACUGGUCCGCUUCAAUGCUGCUUCGGAAGUUAGACGAGUGGAUCCUAAUUACGUUGGGGGACAACAUCGAACCUAUUUCUCUGAUGGUUAUCCAUUCUUACUUUUAUCUCAGGAAUCAUUAGAUGCACUAAAUGAGCUUCUACAAGAACCCAUACCUAUUAAUCGUUUCAGACCCAAUAUCCUUGUUGAAGGUUGUGACCCAUAUUCUGAGGACUUGUGGACUGAGAUAAAAAUAAGUGGGUUUUCAUUUCAGGGAGUCAAGCUGUGCUCCCGUUGUAAGGUACCCACAAUCAAUCAGGAGACUGGGAUAUCUGGAUCUGAGCCAACUGAGACUCUUAUGAAAACUAGGUCUGGCAAAGUCCUUAGACCAGAUGCAAAAAAUAAAAACAAGGUAUACUUUGGUCAGAAUAUAGUAUGGAACUGGAUGGAUUCUUCUGCUAAAGGGAGUGGAAAAAUCAUUCGAGUUGGAGAUCCUGUUUAUGUUCUUAGAAAGGUCUCUUCUGCAGCCGAAGCAGCUGCCUGAACUGUGUACGUAGAAUCUGCAGGAUUCUAAUACCAGCAAUUAAAGUGCUGCAAUUACAAACUUUAUAAAACAUUAGCCUAUUAAAUUUCCACCAUUCUUAUAAAAUAUAAUAUACACUUUAGUUUUGUAUGUCUAAUUCAAUAAAUAUCUUUGUAUC